This is a messenger RNA of Menidia menidia (Atlantic silverside), 1565 nucleotides long. NCBI's taxonomy places the organism in Eukaryota, Metazoa, Chordata, Actinopteri, Atheriniformes, Atherinopsidae. The record is from the annotation of a GenBank genome assembly.
AGGAACCUUUCUAAUGGCGCAGAGAGUCGGUGCGUUUUGACUGUAACACAUCCCCCCGUUCGUUGGCGUCCUCUCGGUUCCAUUGACAGACAUGGCAGGACCUGACCUGAUAAGAACUCUCCUGUACACAGUCAAUAACCUUUUGCAACAGGAGAAAUACAAAGCAGCCUUAGCAGUUGUUAAAGGAUUCCGAAACGGAGCUGUAUAUGGAGCCAAGAUCAGAGCACCACAUGCCCUGGUUAUGACAUUUCUGUUUAGAAGCGGAAGUGUGAGAGAUAAACUCAGAGCCAUUUUGAAGGCCACCUACACACACUCUCGGAAUCUGGCAUACUUUGUGUUCACAUACAAAGGACUUCAAGCCUUACAGCAGAGGAUCCAAGGCAAAACCUUACAGCAGCACUCUUUUCUGGCCGCUUGUGUUGGAGGAUGGUUAGUCUUUGGAGAGAACAACAACAUUAAUAGUCAGAUCAAUAUGUACCUGCUAUCCAGAAUCCUGUUCGCUUUGUCCCGGCUGGCUGUGGAGAAAGGAUUUAUCCCUGCACCCAAACAAGACCCCUUCCCACUCUUUGCUACAAUUGUUUGGGGUGUUGUCCUGUGGCUGUUUGAGUAUUACCCGCACACUCUCCAGCCAUCACUGCAGUCCUCCAUGAACUACCUCUACCAUGACAGCAAUGUGUGGCAUGACAUCUCAGAUUUCCUCAUUUAUAAUAAACCAAGUGCUCAGAAAUGAAGCUUUAAACUUUUUAAUCUAAAUGUUCUCUUUGUAACGAAUGAAUGAUGAAUUCUUUUCGAUUUUAUUUUUAUAAUGAUUCUGAAUCCUAUAUAAUGUCAUAUUUUUUGUGGGAUCAUUGCGCUGUAUAUAUUUUUUCUGUUUUAAUUGAUAGACCUAGUUAUUUACGUCUCAGAUUUUCCAUUUUCCAUCUAAAGAGCACAUUCGAAGUGUAAAAUUUCUGAUUGAAAAUACAAUAUGCAUGUAUCCUGUAUUUCAGUCACACAUUUAUCUAUUUAUGAUUACAAAGAAUUGUUUGUUUCUGUUGACCAAAUGUCAAAUUUGUAGUAUUAUAUUCAGCUGAGGGGGUUGAAAAAUCUAAAUUCCACCAAUCUUUGCUUUAGGAGAGUAAAAAGUAAUCAAAAUCAGUGGCAGCUGUCAUGGAAGUGGCCGUUCUGUUCUGUGAUUCUUAUUCAGUGUCAUCAUUAUAAUAUUAAUUCAACACACAGUCAUUCAAAUUCAGAUAUGAGAGGGAAAACUAAUUUUUGUUAGAGAAUGAAAAAAAAAAAAACAGAAUAUUCAAGAAUACUCAAGUAGAGAACUCAAGAGUUGGCUUUAAAGAGCCUGGAAAAGUUUAAGUUUCCUUCCUGCAAAACAAUGCCGGUGUUUAGAUGGUGAACACUAUUUAAUCCCUUCAGAUCUUUGAAGAUUGAUUGGUCCAUAACUCACUCUACUGUGGGCAGUACUAGGAGUGUGUGUUUGUCAAAGCAUUCAUUAAUUCAUAUUAAGUGCCUGAAGGUGUGUCAUUAUCGUGAUAAUUCUAAUAAUUGUUUAAUAAAAUGCUUCUUCAGUCCAA